This is a messenger RNA of Lolium perenne, 1303 nucleotides long. RefSeq lists its product as uncharacterized. The record is from RefSeq and is a predicted model, not a curated record. NCBI's taxonomy places the organism in Eukaryota, Viridiplantae, Streptophyta, Magnoliopsida, Poales, Poaceae.
AGGGUUGUAAAAGCUGAUCUAGCUUACAAAUGUAACUAUGCCAAACACCGUAGUCAAACCAUUGGAUGCUAAUAAACUCAUGGCUAUCCUAUUGUUUGUACGUACCUCCAGAACACCAAGGGCCGAUGUUGCCUCCCCUUCCACCUUUUUUUAUAAACCCCCCAUGUGCUUCAUUUUCCUUCACCACUUUCAUACUUCUUCCUCUCUUCUUCUUUGCUACCUUUCGUAGCGUGCAUUGUUGUUCUUUUCAACAAGUUUUCCUCUUUCGUGUUCUUCUUCUUGAGAAUUGAGAUCGAAUAAGGAACUUGACGUCUCAGUGGUUUAUGCAAACCAUUGGCAACUGCCAUACGUUGUUUCCCUCUCUUGGCAUCAGGUAGCGCCAAUGUCAACGGCCCAGAGCCCAACGACCGCCGUGGUGGCGGCGGCGGCGGUGGAGAAGAGCAAGCACUGGGCGCCGCACGGCCCGGCGCUAACGGCCUGCCUCGUCAGCAUCAACCUGCUGAUGAUCCUCCUCAUCUUCUUCUACUUCUGGCGGUUCUUCUCCGGGAAGCGAGGUCCCUCGUCUCCCGGAGGCGUAAACGACGAGGAGGCGGCGUCGUCGGCCGACAGUUCGCCAGCGACCUCCCCGAGAGGGUCCAGGCGCCUGAGCGAUCCUGGCCAGCUGCCCGUGUCCGUGUACGACUCGAGCAGCAGCGACGACGCCGCCGGCGGGAAGGCGGAGUGCGCGGUGUGCAUCGUGGAGUUCCGGGACGGCGACCUAGUGCGCCUCUUGCCUCGCUGCGGGCACCGGUUCCACGCGGCGUGCGUCGACGCGUGGCUGCGGCUCCACUCUACGUGCCCGCUCUGCCGCGCUGACGUCGUUGCCCCGGCGCCCGCCGCCGCCGACGCCAAGAACGACGACCCCAAGGACGACGGCGGUGCAGAGUCCCCUGUGUGAGCUGGGCGGAUGAGAUCCACGCCAAUGCAGAGGAGGGGAGGAGCACGUAACGGCGGAAGGCGACAAGAUUCCUGAUCGGCGUCGCUGUCCGUUAGCUGACUCGCUUAGAAGUCGGCGAGGUACGGUUGGCUUCGGCGCCUCCUGUUUUGCCGUGUUGAUCCUGCUAUAAACAUUUCUUUUCAGUUUUGGCCUUUUUGAGGGUCUCGCCGAGGUAGUACAUAUUUAGACCAGAUUCUUAUAUUUGAUGCGCGGAUGAUUAAAAUUGCAAGAUUAGCAACAGACUUGGCAUCUGCGUAAAAGCAGAAUUGGUUUUGUAAUUAAGUUUGUCUGUAAUUAACAGUACGGAGUACUAGAAAUUUUGAUCAA